AGAGCGCGGGCGCAUUCAUUCCCAUCGCCCCGUGCGCCGCCAGGACGUGGUUUGUAGUUCUGCUUAUUGAUGAUAUGUAAAUGGUUCAGUAAGGACGCUUGGACAGCCGGCGCGCUCCGUUCCCCGAGCGGGAUCCGCUCCUGGUUUUGCCCCCUCUUGCCUCCAAUGCAGCGUGUGCGUCUUGUGUGUAAUACCUUCCCUGACUCUCAGCACUCCAGCAUUGCUGUGCAAGCAGAUGUUGCGUCCUCCGUUGCCAAUUCUUACCCCCUUUCUCGUUUGGAGAAGGUCCCUCUCGCAGGCGAAGGCUGCAAAGUGACGGGAAGAAGCAGAAACUGCAGCCCUCCUCCUCCUUCUCCUUCUCCUCCUCCUCCUCGACUCGGCGAGAGUUGUGAGCGGCUUUGGAGAGAUACAGUAGAGGGGCUGGAGUAAGAGCCGCGGCGAGCACAAGGCAGCAGUUUCCUCCACCACACCUGUGAUGCGUUGUUCUGAGCAACGGGGACGCACGAGAGGGAUGCUGACGGCCACGGAGCGGCACGAGGAUACGUACUGAGGGAGGAAAUACUUGAUAACGACAGAAAAAGCCUAUAAAAAAGUGCACCAGAGGACACUCUACGGACCUGAAAAAAGAUUUUUUUUUUUAUUCCGCCUCUUGUUUCAUCGCGGCUCCCGUUUUCCAUUGAAACUUAAGUGAUUAAAACAGCGUAAAGAUGCCCUUACCUCCGGGCCCCUUUGUCCGCUGCGGGUUCAACGCUGCGCUUCUUCUGCUCGGGCUCGUGCUCGCUGGCUUCACCUCCACUGGUGGUUCAGAGCAUGCCGCCACAGCAGCGCUUCCCGCUGCCUUCUCGGACAUGCUGCCUCGCUUCCUGGUGGAGCCUGAGGACGAGUACAUCGUGAAGAACAAGCCCGUGACUCUGACCUGCCGCUCGACCCCGGCCACGCAGAUCUACUUCAAGUGCAACGGCGACUGGGUUCACCAGGACGACCACUUGAUCGAGCACUCCGUUGACCCGGCCACAGCGAUGCCGGUCAUGCAGGUGACGAUUGAAAUUACCAGGCAGCAGGUGGAGAAGAUCUUCGGCCUCGAUGAGUACUGGUGUCAGUGUGUCGCCUGGAGCACCACUGGAACUCAGAAGAGCCAGAAAGCGUACAUCAGGAUUGCUUACCUGAGGAAGAACUUUGAGGAGGAGCCGCAAGGUACGGAGGUGGCAUUGGACCAGGAGGUGUUGCUGCGCUGCCAUCCCCCCGAGGGAGUGCCACAAGCCGAGGUGGAGUGGCAGAGGAACGAGGAUGUGCUCGACCCAGUGAGCGACCCCAAUUUUUUCAUCACAUCCGAACACAACCUUGUCAUCAGAAAAGCCCGCCUUUUGGACACGGGCAACUACACGUGCGUGGCCAAAAACAUCGUGGCUCGCCGGAAAAGCAACUCCGCCACGGUCCUCGUCUAUGUCAACGGUGGCUGGUCCACGUGGACCACCUGGUCGUCCUGCAGCGCCGUGUGCGGGCGUGGCUGGCAGAAGAGGAGCCGGAGCUGCACCAAUCCGACGCCACUGAACGGAGGCACGUCCUGUGAGGGGCAGAACGUCCAGAAAAGUGCCUGCGUGGCCACCUGUCCAGUGGACGGAGGCUGGAGCGAGUGGAGCAAGUGGUCGGCGUGCGGCGCAGAUUGUUCGAUGUGGAGGAGCAGGGAGUGCUCCCAGCCUUCACCCGGCACUGGGGGCAAAGACUGCCAGGGGCUCGACCUCCAGUCUAUAAACUGUACCAGCGAGCAGUGCCCACAGACCGUGAGCGGGGCCGAGGACGUGGCGCUGUACGUGGGCAUGGUGGCCGUGGCCCUCUGUCUGACCCUGCUGCUCAUCGUGGUCGUCCUGGUCUACCGGCGCAAGAAGGAGGGCCUGGACGCGGAUGUGGCGGACUCCUCCAUCCUCACCACUGGCUUCCAGCCUAUGGGCAUUAAGCCCAGCAAGCCAGGUGUGUGGGCACCACGGCCACGAAGGCCUCCCCACAGCAAGAACUCGCAUUUGCUUACCAUCCAGCCUGAUCUGACGACCACCAGUUACCAGGGCACGCUGCGCUCUCGCCACGACACCACCGGGAAGUUUUCCAUGACCAACGGGCCUCUGCUGGACCCGCUACCCAACGGCUCACACACUCUGCACAACGGCAAGCUAAACUCAGACCCUGCAGAGUUUGUGAGCAGGCUGUCCACUCAGACCUACUUUAAAACUCUCCCCCGUGAUGUGGCCAACACCUCCUACGGGACCUUCAACUUCCUGGGUGGGCGGUUGACCAUCCCCAAUACAGGAAUCAGCCUGCUCAUUCCUCCCGAGGCCAUCCCCAGAGGGAAGAUCUAUGAGAUUUAUCUGACUGUUCAGCGGAAGGAAGAUUUAAGGUUACCGCUGGCCGGCUGCCAGACGCUCCUGAGCCCCAUUGUGAGCUGCGGCCCUCCGGGGGUGGUCCUGAGCCGGCCCGUUAUCCUCAGCAUGGACCACUGCUUUGAUGCGUGCCUCGAUAACUGGGCCGUCCGCCUCAAGAAGCAGAACUACGAGGGCGCUUGGGAGGACGUCCUGCUGAUGGGGGAGGAGCUGGUGUCGGAGCCUUAUUACUGCCAGCUCGAGGCCGAGACGUGCCGCCUGUUCACGGAGCAGCUGGGGACCUUCGCCCUGGUGGGGGAGUCGCUGCACAUGGGUGCCGCCAAGCGCCUGCGGCUGGUCCUCUUCUCCGACGCCUACUGCUCCACGCUGGAGUACAACAUCAGGGUGUACUGCAUGGACGACACGCAGGACGUCUUCAAGGAGGUGAUGCAGAUGGAGCGGCAGCUCGGGGGUCGGCUGAUUGACGAGCCCCACGUCCUGCUUUUCAAAGACAGCUACCACAACCUGCGCCUGUCCAUCCACGACAUGCCCCAGGCGCACUGGAGGAGCAAGCUGCUAGCCGGAUACCAGGAGAUCCCGUUCUACCACAUCUGGAACGGUUCCCAGCGGUACCUGCACUGCACGUUCACGCUGGAGCGGCUCAGCCUCAGCACCUGCGAGCUCACCUGCCAGCUGUGCGUGUGGCAGCUGGAGGGGGAGGGACAGAGCUUUGCCCUCGACUUCAACAUUGCCAAGGACACGCGAGCUCUGGACGCCGAGUUCCUGCUCAUGGACAGCAACGCGACGGCUCUGGCCGGGCCCAGCGCCUUUCAGAUCCCGUACCUCAUCAGACAGAAGAUCUGCAGCAGCCUGGACGCCCCGUGUCCCAACGGCGCCGACUGGAGAAUGCUGGCGCAGAGACUUAAGCUGGAGAGACACAUGAGUUUCUUUGCAUCCAAAGCGAGCCCGACCUCUGUGAUCCUGGACCUGUGGGAGGCUCAGCACUUCCACAGCGGCAACAUCAACCAGCUGGCCACGGUCAUGGCUGACAUCGGCAAACAGGAGGCCAUGAUAUUCCUGGUCUCUGACGGCGAGUGCUAACCCAGAAACGGCGAGAGAUCGAGAGAACGGG
Fundulus heteroclitus (mummichog) is the source of this 3483-nucleotide messenger RNA. It is a transcript of the gene unc5a, whose product is annotated as unc-5 netrin receptor A. The transcript is spliced from 16 exons. Gene Ontology annotation, molecular function: netrin receptor activity; protein binding. Lineage: Eukaryota; Metazoa; Chordata; Actinopteri; Cyprinodontiformes; Fundulidae. The coding region runs from base 708 to 3452 and encodes 914 amino acids. Gene Ontology annotation, biological process: netrin-activated signaling pathway; anterior/posterior axon guidance. Gene Ontology annotation, cellular component: membrane. The record is from RefSeq and is a predicted model, not a curated record.